AUGGGCGCCGGCCGGGCCGGGCCGGGGCCCGUGGCUCUGGUGGUCGCGCUCCUGGCGCUCGGGCGCCGGGCCGGGUCGGGCUGCGUGGAAGAGGGGCGCUGCUGCCCUGGGCGCGACCCGACCUGCGCCAGCACGGGCUGGCGCGCCGACCGAGCCUACGGCACCUGCUUCUGCGACGAGGCGUGCAGGCGGACCGGCGACUGUUGCUAUGACUACGCCCAGGCGUGCCCAGCUUCUCCAUGCAUAGUUGAGGAGUGGAGUCAGUGGAGUGGCUGUGCAGAACAGUGUAAACCUAACUUCCGUGUGCGUACACGUGUCAUACAGCAAGAACCAAAAAAUGGUGGGGAGCCGUGUCCUCCAUUGGAAGAAAAAGCUGGCUGCCUUGAGUAUAAUACUUAUGAAAGGAAGAAUUGUGGAGAUGAGUAUGUUCCUGCUUUCAUAACUACGUCUGAGUAUAAUAAGGAGAGAAAAGAGAGGGCCAGGAAUCCAAACUGGUCUUCAGAAGCAGAGGAUUCUAGGAGCUAUUGUGUGGAAUUUAGAACAGAAUCAUUGUCUCUCUCUUGCUCAAUGGAGAAUCGCCCAUAUGCUCGAUGGACGCAGUAUUUACGAGUAGGAUAUACUGUUUGUGUAACGUGCCAAGCUCCAGCAAUGAGUACUGGUAGCCAUCGCUGUUCUGGAGAUGGUAUUGAUGCUGAUGGGAAUAAAGUUCUUCAUUGGCAAGCAGUUGGCAAUCAUUUCUGCCAUGGAACAUGGAAGAAAGUUCAGCAAAUUGAAGAAUGUUCAUGUCCUCUUGUACAUAGUUUCAUUUUUACAUAGCACUUUGAACAUAUACUCUGCUAUGGACUUGUAAUACUUAGACAUUAUCUCAAAGUUAUUUGAUAAGUCAAAUUUCACACUCAAGUCUUCCCUGCAAUGAUUAAAGUUAUACUUAUUAUACCAACUUGUAAUGGGAUUCUCUGAAAAU
Molecule: messenger RNA, 964 nt
Organism: Varanus komodoensis (Komodo dragon)
Lineage: Eukaryota; Metazoa; Chordata; Lepidosauria; Squamata; Varanidae
Gene: SBSPON
Product: somatomedin B and thrombospondin type 1 domain containing
Exons: 5
Coding region: 1-816 (271 amino acids)
Source: RefSeq, a predicted model, not a curated record